This is a messenger RNA of Rhizoctonia solani, 1113 nucleotides long. RefSeq lists its product as uncharacterized. The transcript is spliced from 6 exons. The record is from RefSeq and is a predicted model, not a curated record. NCBI's taxonomy places the organism in Eukaryota, Fungi, Basidiomycota, Agaricomycetes, Cantharellales, Ceratobasidiaceae. The coding region runs from base 1 to 1113 and encodes 370 amino acids.
AUGGCUGCGUGGUAUACUCCUGGCGGAAGCAAGGUCGCAGAGUGGGUGUGGAAUGGAGUCGAAGUCUACUGGGUACCGGCAGUCACACAAUCCCAGGGGCAUAUCUCCCGGCAGUCCACACUAUUGGAGGCGACGAGCACACUGCUACCCCUAUUCUCUCCCAGCAACUUCAAACUAAUAUCAAACUUAACAGCGAAGCGACGAACACAUCACGACCUAGGAAUCAAGUCUCGAAGCAAGACAAUUCCAUCAACGGUCUUAACUAUCAUGUCCCUACUUCGAUCCAGCGUUUUGCCAAAGACCAACGAAGUCAAACCUCCGAGAAACCCUACCCCAAGUCCAGCAUCUUCACCCUCCUCUACUAACAAUAAUGAGCGAGUUCGCAAGUAUUCCAAGAUGCGAACUCUGAGGCUUCCUGGGAAGCCAACGCGCCCGAUCCGACUUCCUACUGAAAACGAGUUGGCUGUCCGGCGGGCUAACGAAAGGGCUGCAAUCGAAGCAUGUCAACGUGACAAGUACUGCGCGAGAGAGCUAGCAGGCGACGGGCUUUUCAUUCAUGCGCCAGCCACUAGAACCCGGCCUGAACCAGGAGCUAUUGAAUACUGCCAUGUGAUCCUCAACGUGCGGCAGGAUCCAUUAACAACCCCCUACAUUUCCGACUCCAGCGAGCUAUCUCCAUUUGUCUCCGCUGGAUUUUCCUCCUCCAGCAUCGAUUAUACCGAAGACGAAUCGAAUGAGGAUCGUACUCCCUUUAAGGAGUCAAAACUCGGACACAUAGUCAAAUAUAAACGCAAAAUACAAGAGCAAGGAACCAAGCGACUAAACAAGAUCCGAACAAACAUGUCCGAUUGGCUCGCGACGAUAGGCGCUGGUAACAACAAGCUCGUGGCUGACGAUGUGGCUCAGAAGGCUGGCCCUGUGCUUCGUGCCUCGCCGAUCCUCACUCCCUUAUCAACUCCCCUUAUCCCAGCAUACUCGACUUGCUCAUCUGACGCGUCGGCUCCUGAUACUCCAAUUGAAGAGUUCUAUCUUGCGUCGCCCAUAACUAUGAGUGUAUGGGCUGCGGGUAGGUAUGCCCACCAUCAGCAGUCCGGCCCAUGCAGCCAUGCAUGA